CUUCCAUUCAUCUCUCAGAAAUUAACAACUCUCCCAAAUUAACAUUUCCACAUUCAACACAACAAUCUCUCCCUCACAACUUGAGCAACCCAGCUCCACUUUUGUUUUGAUAGGCAAUCUUUCAAGUGAAAUAUAUUUAUCAGUUUGCAUUACUAAGAUGGCAGCAACCACCAACAGCCAAAACAGUUCCCUUUUUUGCACUGCUAAAGGCGGUAGUGAUCCAUUAAAUUGGGGUGUGGCGGCGGAGUCAAUGAAGGGGAGCCACCUUGAUGAGGUCAAACGCAUGGUGGCGGAGUACAGGAAGCCGGUGGUCCGGUUGGGCGGAGAGACGCUGACUAUAGCUCAGGUGGCUGCCGUUGCAGCACAUGACCAGCACAAUGGUGUGAGCGUUGAACUGUGCGAGUCAGCCAGAGCUGGUGUCAAGGCCAGCAGUGACUGGGUGAUGAAUAGCAUGAACAAUGGCACUGACAGUUACGGUGUCACCACCGGCUUCGGUGCCACUUCCCAUCGCAGAACCAAACAAGGCAAUGCUUUGCAGCAAGAGCUCAUCAGGUUUUUGAAUGCCGGAAUAUUUGGCAAUGGUACCGAAUCAAGCCACACAUUGCCACAGCCUGCAACUAGAGCAGCAAUGCUAGUGAGGAUCAACACUCUUCUCCAAGGGUACUCAGGCAUUAGAUUUGAAAUCCUAGAAGCCAUUACCAAGCUCCUCAACAACAACAUCACCCCAUGUUUACCACUUCGUGGUACUGUCACAGCUUCUGGUGAUCUGGUCCCACUUUCAUACAUUGCUGGACUGCUUACUGGCCGACAAAACUCCAAAGCUGUUGGACCCUCUGGAGAGGUACUUAAUGCCAAGGAAGCUUUCGAAUUGGCUAGCAUCGAUUCAGGAUUCUUUGAAUUGCAGCCUAAGGAAGGGCUUGCCCUUGUUAAUGGCACUGCCGUUGGUUCUGGCUUGGCUUCUAUUGUUCUCUUUGAGGCUAACAUAUUGGCUGUGCUGUCAGAAGUCUUAUCAGCAAUUUUUGCCGAAGUGAUGCAAGGGAAACCUGAAUUUACCGACCAUUUGACGCAUAGGCUUAAGCACCACCCUGGACAAAUUGAGGCUGCUGCAAUCAUGGAGCACAUUUUGGAUGGAAGUUCCUACAUCAAAGCAGCAAAGAAGUUGCACGAGAUGGAUCCCUUGCAAAAGCCAAAACAAGAUCGAUAUGCACUUAGAACUUCACCUCAGUGGCUUGGUCCUCUGAUUGAGGUGAUUCGAUUCUCAACCAAGUCGAUUGAGAGAGAGAUUAACUCCGUGAAUGAUAACCCUCUGAUCGACGUUUCCAGAAACAAGGCCUUACAUGGCGGUAAUUUUCAAGGAACCCCAAUUGGAGUUUCCAUGGACAACACACGACUAGCUCUUGCAGCAAUUGGCAAACUCAUGUUUGCUCAGUUCACUGAGCUUGUCGAUGAUCAUUACAACAAUGGGUUGCCUUCAAAUCUCACUGCUAGUAGAAAUCCUAGCUUGGAUUAUGGUCUCAAGGGAGCUGAAAUUGCCAUGGCUUCUUAUUGCUCCGAACUCCAAUAUCUUGCGAAUCCAGUCACAACCCAUGUUCAAAGUGCUGAACAGCACAACCAAGAUGUGAACUCCUUGGGUUUGAUUUCUUCUAGAAAAACAAACGAAGCCAUUGAGAUCCUUAAGCUCAUGUCAUCCACAUUCUUGAUUGCACUUUGCCAAGCAAUUGACUUGAGGCAUUUGGAGGAGAACUUGAGAUACUCAGUGAAGAACACCGUAAGCCAGGUUGCCAAGAGGACACUUACCACAAGUGUCAGCGGAGAACUCCAUCCUUCAAGAUUUUGUGAAAAAGAUUUGCUGAAAGUGGUUGAUAGGGAGGUUGUAUUUGCCUAUAUUGAUGACCCCUGCAGUGCUACAUACCCAUUGAUGCAAAAAUUAAGGCAAGUACUUGUGGAUCAUGCACUAGUAAAUGCAGAGAACGAGAAGAACCAGAACACGUCAAUCUUUCAAAAGAUUUCAACUUUUGAAGAUGAGUUAAAGAGUCUCUUGCCAAAGGAGGUUGAAAGUGCAAGAAAUGCAUAUGAGAGUGGCAAUCCAGUAAUUCCAAACAAGAUCAAUGAAUGCAGAUCUUACCCACUAUACAAGUUUGUGCGAGAGGAGUUGGGAACUGAGUUGCUAACUGGAGAAAAGGUCAGGUCACCAGGUGAGGAGUUUGACAAACUGUUCACAGCUAUAUGUCAGGGUAAAAUUAUUGAUCCUCUCCUGGAAUGCCUUGGGGAGUGGAACGGUGCCCCUCUUCCAAUAUGUUAACUUUAUAAGUUAUUUUUGUAUAUGAUGUAUUGUUGAUCAUUUGUUCUAUCAAGCCUUGGGCAAAGUAAUAUGGAAAGCUCCAUUUCACAUUACAACAUUGUUAAGAUAUGAGAACGUUUCAAAACCGUUGCCAUUAAUGGCAACAAUGUCAAUGGUUAACAAAGUAUUUUAUAAUGACUUUAAAAA
This is a messenger RNA of Lotus japonicus, 2488 nucleotides long. RefSeq names its product phenylalanine ammonia-lyase 1-like. Gene Ontology annotation, molecular function: phenylalanine ammonia-lyase activity. Bases 158 to 2302 code for a protein of 714 amino acids. Gene Ontology annotation, cellular component: cytoplasm. Lineage: Eukaryota; Viridiplantae; Streptophyta; Magnoliopsida; Fabales; Fabaceae. Gene Ontology annotation, biological process: L-phenylalanine catabolic process. The record is from RefSeq and is a predicted model, not a curated record. The transcript has a single exon.